This is a messenger RNA of Zootoca vivipara (common lizard), 3713 nucleotides long. It is a transcript of the gene SART3, whose product is annotated as spliceosome associated factor 3, U4/U6 recycling protein. Lineage: Eukaryota; Metazoa; Chordata; Lepidosauria; Squamata; Lacertidae. Gene Ontology annotation, molecular function: RNA binding; protein binding. The record is from RefSeq and is a predicted model, not a curated record. Gene Ontology annotation, biological process: RNA processing.
GGCGCGCGGCGGCGGCUGAACAAAAUGGCGGCCGUUGGCAGAGCCACUGAGGAAGAGAUGCGGGAGGCGCGGGCCUCGGAAGAUGAAGGCGACGGCGAAGAAGAAGAGGAGGAUGGGGAGUCCGAGUCCGAGGAGUCCUCCGUGGAAGGCGAGGAUGAGGACGCGGAGAAGGAGAACGAGGCCGAGAUCCAGCGCCUAGAAGAGCAGCUAUCCAUCAAUGUAUUUGAUUACAAUUGUCAUCUGGAUCUCAUAAAAUUGCUGCGCCAGGAAGGAGAAUUAGUCAAACUCCGAAGAGCCCGUCAGAAGAUGAGUGAACUAUUUCCCCUUACAGAAGAAAUCUGGCUAGACUGGCUGAAGGAUGAGAUUCGGAUGGCUUCAGAAAACUCGGGGAGAGAGAAGCUCUAUGAUCUCUUUGAGAGAGCUGUGAAAGACUACAUCUGUCCGGAAAUAUGGCUGGAAUAUGCCCAGUAUUCGAUUGGAGGCAUUGGCCAGGAGGGAGGCAUUGAUAAAGUUCAUUCAAUAUUUGAAAGGGCGCUAACGGCUGUUGGCCUUCACAUGACAAAAGGAGCUGCCAUCUGGGAGGCAUAUCGGGAGUUUGAAAAUGUCAUCCUGGAAAGAGUGCAGCCAGCAGCCGGCAGCGUUCCAUCUGCUGAGCAGCAGCAGACAGUCAUCGCACAGCUUGGAAGGAUUCAUGCGCUCUUUAGGCGCCAGCUGGGGAUCCCACUGCUUGAUAUGGAGGCUACAUAUGCAGAGUAUGAAGAGUGGUCUGAGGAGCCAAUCCCUGAAGCCGUGAUCAGAAACUACAAGAAGGCUUUGCAGCAGAUGGCUAAAUGUAAACCAUACGAAGAGGCCCUGGUAGGAGCAGAGACUCCAAAGCUGGCAGAAUACCAAGCCUAUAUCGAGUUUGAGACGAAGGCUGGGGACCCAGCUCGCAUUCAGCUGACCUAUGAGCGUGCCCUGGUAGAGAACUGCCUUGUGCCAGACCUCUGGGCUCGUUACACGCAGUAUCUGGACAGGCAGCUGAAAGUGAAGGAGCUGGUGCUUUCCGCCCAUGAGCGAGCCGUCAGGAAUUGCCCGUGGACCGUCAAGCUGUGGAACCAGUACCUCCUGGCCAUGGAGAGGCAUCAUGUUGAGCACGAGCUGAUUUCAGAGAACUUUGAAAAGGCUUUGAACGCUGGCUUCAUUCAAGCUACUGACUAUGUGGAAAUCUGGCAGGCAUACUUGGAUUACCUGAGGAGAAGGGUGGAUUUUACUCAAGACUCUAGUAAAGAGCUAGAAGAACUUCGGUCUGCCUUUGCCCAUGCAAUAGAAUAUUUAAAGCAAGAAGUGGAAGAACGUUUUAGUGAGAGUGGGGAUCCUUCAUGCACCGUAAUGCAGACCUGGGCGAGGAUUGAGGCUCGCCUGUGUAACAACAUGCAGAAGGCACGAGAACUCUGGGACAGCAUCAUGACCAAGGGCAAUGCCAAGUAUGCCAACAUGUGGCUGGAGUACUACAACCUGGAACGGGCACAUGGCGACACCCAACACUGCAGGAAGGCCUUAUACCGGGCCGUGCAAUGCACAAACGACUACCCAGAGCAUGUCUGUGAGGUGCUGCUUAUGCUGGAGAGAAUUGAAGGCACUUUGGAAGACUGGGAUGCAGCUGUUCAGAAGACAGAAAACCGGCUUGCUCGAGUCAAUGAGCAAAGAGUUAAGGCCGCUGAGAAGGAGGCUGUCCUGGCGAAACAGGAGGCACAGCGAGCCGAGCAGCAGAAGCAAUCGCGGGCAGAGAAGAAGAGGGCUGCCAAAAAGUCCAGGAAGCUGAAAACUGGAGAAAAGCGCAAGGCCGACAGUGAUGAUGGUGAAUGGGGGCAGGAGGAAGAGGAGGAAGAAGCUGAACAGCCCAGCAAGAGGCACAAGACGGGGGGCGGUGAUGGCGAUACUUUGGCUGAAGAGGAGGUUGAAGACAUGGAGAUGGAAACAGGGCUCUUCGGAAAGAACAUGCCCACAAAUGCAGGUUUGAGACGCAAGGAGGAGGAGGCGGCGGCAGCUCCCAAGUGGAAAGACACCCCCAAAACCUUUCAUGACAGCGCAAAGGACAACGUCACUGUCUUUGUCAGCAACCUCUCCUACAGCAUGGCAGAGCCUGAGGUGAAGCUGAAAGAUCUCUUUGCAGACUGUGGGGAUGUGGUGGAGGUCCGUCCCAUCUUCACCAACAAAGGGCUUUUCCGGGGCUACUGUUACGUGGAAUUCAAGGAAGAGAAGGCAGCCCUGAAAGCCCUCAGCCUAGAUCGGAAACAAGUGGAGGGGAGGCCCAUGUUUGUCUCCCCGUGCGUUGAUAAGAACAAGAAUCCAGAAUUCAAGGUGUUCAAGUAUAGCACUGUCCUGGAGAAACACAAGCUCUUUAUCUCUGGAUUGCCUUUUUCCUGUACUAAGGAGGAGCUGGAGGAAGUAUGCAAAGCCCAUGGGAGUGUGAAGGAGAUCCGGCUGGUCACAACCCGAGCUGGCAAACCCAAGGGUCUAGCCUAUGUGGAAUUCGAGAAUGAGAUGCAGGCCUCCCAAGCAGUGCUGAAAAUGGAUGGCCUGACAAUCAAAGAUCAAAUCAUUAAGGUGGCUAUUAGCAACCCACCUACCCGAAGAUUCCCUGAGAAGCCUGAGGUAGCAGGGAGAAACAUGGGACCCCGGCAGAUCUAUGGCGCCCGCGGCAAAGGGAGAACCCAGCUCUCGAUGGUCCCUCGUGCUCUGCAGCGCCAGAGCACCCCCACGGCCAAGGCAGAGAAUGGAAUGGCCCAGAACCCAGCAGCGCCGUCCCUCCCCAUGGCAGAGGAGCCUAAGAAGAUGUCUAACGCAGACUUUGCCAGGCUGCUUCUGAACAAGUGAGCAAGUUGCCCGGGGGUGGUGGUGGUGGUGUGUGUGCCAGUGAGAAAAACUGGCAGCUGGUGACCACCCCCUCACUUCUCUGGACUUUCACACCUACCAAGCUAUACAGAGCAGGGAACUGCUGAUAUGGGAAUGGUCUGAUUUUUCUCAGAUGGCAAAGAUGAUGUACUUUGGGGGCAGGAGGGGAAAUUCUAGUUGAAAUGGCUUUAAAUGCUCCCUCAUAUUGAGGGAUGUGAUGAGGGAUGUAAAUUCACUUUAGAGGUGGCUCAUGGAGCUUCUUUCUUUUUUUAAGGGAAACUUUUUGACAAAUGAGAAGUUCAUAAUGUGAAAGCUUCUGGCUCUAAGUCCUAGGGCAGGCUCAGAUCCAGUUUGUUGGGGCAGCUUCUCUGUCUCACCUGCAAGUACACUUUACAGACCCCCCCCCCACAUCCUCAGAUCUCUGGCAUUACUCACCUCUUCCUCUUGUGAAUAGUUAUAAAUAGCAGAUGCUAGUAACUUCACCGUAAUGGCCUAUUUUAGUACUGGGGUGCAGGGGCAAGAAUUUCUAUUGACCAUUUGCUCAAGUUGGUCUGGUUUUUUUAAAAUAGCUGUAUCUACCUAAAUAUUUGAGUAUUUGUAAAGAUGUGCCAGAACAUUAUUUUUCAGCUUUGACACGAUACUAGAAGGAUCACUUGUAAACUCGGAUGUGUUGCCACUGUGGACCAUUUGGCAUUUUGUUUGCCAAAGAUCUGUACUUGUCUAUAUCUUGUUUCUUUGUUUUUUGGCUUCAGACUUUUGUUUGGUUUUGUACACCAUGUGAAGUGUGAGACUAUGUUCCUACUCCAGGCUCCAUUAAAGCUAGUUCUUGAAAGCUG